GAUUAGUGUGUGGGCUGGGCGCUAAUUCGAUAGUUUUUUUUUUUGCUCCACUUCCGCUUCUCUGUUUGAACGACUUUCUGAAGUGCUCUAACCUGACUGAGCAUAUUUUUUAAAUCCCAUCCAGAUCUAAGAGGUUUACCAACAAAUUCGUUCUGAGGUCUAUAUCCCACUGCCGAUUUUUACACAAACUGCUCUGAUCCGAUUCUUAAUCUAACUUAAAAAAAAUACAUCAUUAAAUUCACUAUGGCAUGUUAGCUAGUCAUUGAUUGUGCUAAUCUGAGCUCAGUAGCUAUCUGGCUUCUAGAACCAUCAAACCUGUGUGUGAACACGUGGAAUCACUGGAUUGAAAAAGUUUAAUCCGAUUUUUCACCCCACUGAUCUAUAUUGCCAAUGACGCAGUUCACUGCUGAGGAUAAUAAAGGGAUGGUGAAAAAUGAGAACAUGAUCAAAGAGAAGAGUGGGACUACAUCUGGUGUGAAACAGGCUCGAGCCAAAGCUGCAGGGAAAAACAAAAAUGGAGGCAAGGCCAAGGCUCAGAAGAAGGUCAAGGACGUAAAGAGUGAGGAUCCUGACUCUGAAAUAGAUUGCACUAUGCGGCUGACCGUGAAAGAGGAGCCUGAUGAUGCAGACUACGUUGAGGGGAAGAGAGGGAAGAAGAGGAAGAGGCCUAAAGAGGAGGAGGAGGAGGCUGACGAAGGGCCCUCAAGGUCUCACAAGUCCGAUAAGAAACUGACAAGCAGCUACAUGGAUUGGGACAUCCCAGAUGCAGCAGUGCCCGGCCCUUCUUUGUUGAAGAAAAAUAAGAGAGCUGAGGAAGAUGGUGAGGCGACCUCUGAGAAGAAGAGGAGGAGCGUGAAGAGUGAGGAGAAAAUGAAGAAGCCCAAGAGGGAGCCCAAGAGGGAGUCGAAGGAGCAGGGCGAGAACGACAAAGUGAAGAAGACCAAGGAGGAGCGGGAGGCAGCCAGAGCCUUGAAGCUCAAGCUCAAGGAGGAGGAAGAGCAGCAGCGUUGGAGAUGGUGGGAAGAGGAGCGCUAUAAGGAUGGAAUCAAGUGGAGGUUUCUGGAACACAAAGGGCCCUUCUUCCCUCCAGAAUACCAGCCUCUGCCGGCCGACGUCCAUUUCUACUACAAUGGUAAAGUGAUGAAGCUGAGCCCUAUAACAGAAGAGACAGCCCUGUUCUUUGCCCAGAUGCUGGACCACGAGUACACCAUAAAAGAAGUCUUCCGCAGCAACUUCUUUAAGGACUGGAGGAAGGAGAUGAAUGUGGAGGAGAGGAGAGUAAUCACUGACCUCAACAAGUGUAACUUCACAGAGCUCCACACAAUGCACAAGAACAAGGUGGAGGCCCGGAAGAACAUGACAAAAGAGGACAAACUGGUGAACAAGGACGCCAACCAGAAGAUCGUUGACGAGUUCGGCUUCUGCCUGCUGGACCACCACAAGGAGCGCAUUGGCAACUUUAAGAUUGAGCCGCCGGGGCUGUUCCGUGGGCGCGGCGAACACCCCAAGAUGGGCAUGCUGAAGAAGAGGGUCCAGCCAGAGGACGUCAUCAUCAACUGCAGCAAGGGCUCCCAUAUCCCACAACCCCCUGCAGGGCAUCGGUGGAAGGAGGUUCGCCACGACAACACGGUGACCUGGCUGGCCAGCUGGACCGAGAACGUCCAGGGAUCGGUCAAGUACAUCAUGCUCAACGCCAACUCUAAGCUGAAGGGUGAGAAGGACUGGGAGAAGUAUGAGGUGGCUCGGCAGCUGAAGGGCCGUGUGGACCAGAUCAGAACCCAGUACCAGGAGGACCUCAAGUCCAAACAGAUGGUCACUCGCCAAAGAGCUGUGGCCCUCUACUUCAUCGACAAGCUGGCUCUGAGAGCGGGUAACGAGAAGGAGGAGGGUGAGGGGGCGGACACGGUGGGCUGCUGCUCGCUGCGCGUGGAGCACAUCACCCUCCAUGACGCGCUGGACGGACACGCCUGUGUGGUGGAGUUUGACUUCCUGGGUAAAGACAGCAUCCGCUACUACAACAAGGUCCCAGUCAGCAAAAGGGCCUUCAAAAACCUCAAGCUCUUCUUGGAGAACAAGCAGCCAGGAGAUGACCUGUUCGACCGCUUGAGUACUGCUACACUGAACAAACACCUGAGCUCUCUGAUGCCCGGACUGACGGCUAAGGUUUUCCGAACAUACAACGCCUCCAUCACCCUGCAACAGCAGCUGAAGGAGCUGUCCAACAUGGUCGACAGCGCUGCAGAGAAGCUCCUCUCCUACAACCGGGCAAACCGCGCGGUGGCCAUCCUGUGUAACCAUCAGCGCGCCCCACCCAAAACCUUUGAGCAGUCCAUGGCAAACCUGCAGUCUAAGAUCGACACCAGGAAGGAGCAGAUGGCCCAGGCCAAGCUUGAGCUGAAGAAGGCCAAGAAGGAGGCCAAAGGCAGCAAGGACCCCAAGCUCAAGGCUGUGUUGGAGAAGAAACAGAAGGCUGUGAUGCGAGUCAAGGAGCAGCUCCUGAGGAUGGAGGUCCAAGCCACAGACAAGGAGGAGAACAAGCAGAUCGCCCUCGGCACCUCCAAGCUAAACUACCUGGACCCACGCAUCAGCGUGGCCUGGUGCAAGAACAUGGAGGUACCACUGGACAAGGUCUACAACAAGUCACAGAGGGACAAGUUUGCCUGGGCGCUCGACAUGACCGAGAAGGACUUUGAGUUCUGAAGGGGCUGGGUGUCUCAGCUCUACAGGGUGUAGCACUUUUAAUCAAAUGUUUCUAGUUGUUCAGCCAUUUUGCUUUUAAUAUUCAAUCAUAUUUCAAAAAUCAUCUUUUAAAAUCUUAUCGUUGUUGGUGUUUCAAAGCCAGUUGUUUAACUGCUUUUAUCUCUGAUGUUUUACUCAAAGUUUGUGAAUAAAGUUCCCUGUUCAAAGACGCUUCAAGCCUUGAUGGUGAUUUCAGUGAAGCUCAAACCGCUUCCGCCUGCUGUGCUGUUAGUCAAAAAAACGAAAAGGAAAAACUCUGCAAAGCUUUCCUUUGUCUGUUAGAGAAGGCAGACACUGAUUUCCCCUCAGCAAUUUCAGUGUAAUAUUAUUUACAGUGGUAAA
Messenger RNA from Clupea harengus (Atlantic herring), 3081 nucleotides. RefSeq names its product DNA topoisomerase I, mitochondrial. Gene Ontology annotation, cellular component: chromosome; nucleolus. Lineage: Eukaryota; Metazoa; Chordata; Actinopteri; Clupeiformes; Clupeidae. Gene Ontology annotation, molecular function: DNA topoisomerase type I (single strand cut, ATP-independent) activity; DNA binding. The record is from RefSeq and is a predicted model, not a curated record. Gene Ontology annotation, biological process: DNA topological change; chromosome segregation; DNA replication.